Messenger RNA from Branchiostoma floridae (Florida lancelet), 1932 nucleotides. RefSeq names its product zinc finger CCHC domain-containing protein 3-like. The record is from RefSeq and is a predicted model, not a curated record. The transcript has a single exon. Gene Ontology annotation, biological process: activation of innate immune response. Bases 385 to 1503 code for a protein of 372 amino acids. NCBI's taxonomy places the organism in Eukaryota, Metazoa, Chordata, Leptocardii, Amphioxiformes, Branchiostomatidae. Gene Ontology annotation, molecular function: RNA binding; zinc ion binding; double-stranded DNA binding.
AGGGCCUUUGGAAGGGCCGCUAGACGAGGGUAGGUGGACACGUGCAAUCUUUGCCGGUAGAUAUUUCCCUUGCCCGUGAAGGGAUACUCUUCCUACUUUGUAGGAAAGGAAAGCAGGUUUGUGCCAACAUUCCUACAUAGUCUUGUUUCGCUUCGAAUCGAAUUUGUGGUGUUUUGAGCUGUUUCUGUACCCUCGCCCCCCGGCCAUAGUGGGUGAAGGGGUUGGUACAGUCCAAGCACACCGCCUGGUGCCACUGUUUUUCUGGGUCAAUCGCUAUUUUUAGAAUAGGUGGCAUUCCGGGGCUCUAAAAGGGGUUUCUGGAGACCCUAGAAGGAACCUUCCAUAUACUCCACAGAGAAAUAGACUGAUUUUGGACUAGGCAAAAUGAGGAGAGACAACUCAAUUUGCGUUACGUAUACCGCUCAGAAAGACAAGCUAUCUGAGCAGGAGACCUGGGCACUCCUGGACUCUGUGGGGAUACCUACAUCCAGUCUCCAGACAGUGCAAGCGCUGAACGCUACGUCUUUUGAUUUGACCUUCCGUACGCUUCACGAUAGAAAGUUGUAUGGGGGUAAACUCUCGGCACUACAGUACUUAGAUGUCCGUGUGUACGGAAGUGCUGAGACAGUCGUCACAGCAACCCGUAUACCGGACGAGUUUGAUGACAAUCACGUACGGCACUGGCUAUCCCGUUAUGGACAGGUCCUGGCUUCCCGUAUGACCACCUACAGGGACAGACCUACUGUCCGUAAUGGGAACAGGCAGUACAAGGUUAUACUCAAACCAGGGGCAAACAUCCCGUCCUCUUGGAGGUUAGCAGACGGUCGGUUAGCCUUUUUCCGGUAUGUCGGACAACAAAGAACAUGUCUGAAAUGUUACCAGGAAGGGCACGAGGCAGCACAAUGUACUGUCAUCUUCUGUAACAAAUGCCAACUGAUUGGGCAUACCUCUGCGGAAUGCAGCAAUCAAGUAGUCUGUAAUCAGUGCGGCAAGGAGGGACACACCGCACGUCGGUGCCCCACGUCAUAUGCCAACAAACUGCUGCCUGACAAUAAGUGGACCAGCGGUCCGGCUGCUGAGGCAACCGUGGCCAGUGCUAAGACCCCUGGUCAGAGUGAGCAGUCUCAAGUAAACGAGACUGUCUCCAGUGGUAAGAGUCAGAGUGAGCAAACAAACGAGACUGACUCCAGCGACUCUGGGUCGGAGGAGAGCGGGGAAGAUGAUUCCGCCGAGGAAUUUGCUUCCUCUGACGAACUGACGGAGAAAGAAAGGGAGCUGCUUCUUGAAGCAACCCAACCAUCUCCGAGCUCUGCGGAGCGCAUUGAACCAAACGGGGAGCAAGAAACAGCCCAUCCUCGCAACAAGAAGCGCAAGAAGCGCAAGGGCAAGGCCAAAAAUGGCCGCAAACAGAACAACGAGGUCGAAGAGUCUCAGAGUCAGACACCAGUCAAAAAUGUGGUGGCCAAGAAGAAGGCCCCCACAUACUGGAGACCCGUCAUCUGACGCGAUGGAAGUCGACCAGCAGACCUCUAAAAGGCCUGCGCCUUCCGACGAAGAAGUCAGCCCAAAAAGAAAGAGUGAGCCGUCGACAGUAACGAAGGGCCCUCAUAGUCCCGGUUACGACCUUCCCUUAUCAGGAGAGCUAGCCAUCGACGAGUUCACGUCAUCUGGAGAAUCUCUAUAAUGAUGCCCCAAAAUAUGCAUAGGCUCAAUGCCUUCUUUAUGUUAACGAUGGUGGUUAUAGCAACCUUAAACGUUUGCGGGAUGCGCAAUCCCAACAAACGCAAACAGGUAUACGACUAUUGCAGACAACACAAAUUUGAUAUUGUUUGCCUGCAAGAGAGUCACAUUACCCAUGUGGAUGAAACUACUAAGUGGGAAAAGGAAUGGGGAGGGCAGGCCCUAUGGAGCCUUGGUACGCCCAAUUCUAGA